Molecule: messenger RNA, 3318 nt
Organism: Anolis carolinensis (green anole)
Lineage: Eukaryota; Metazoa; Chordata; Lepidosauria; Squamata; Anolidae
Gene: pdk4
Product: pyruvate dehydrogenase kinase 4
Exons: 11
Coding region: 168-1430 (420 amino acids)
Biological process (GO): regulation of glucose metabolic process; protein phosphorylation
Cellular component (GO): mitochondrion
Molecular function (GO): pyruvate dehydrogenase (acetyl-transferring) kinase activity
Source: RefSeq, a predicted model, not a curated record
ACUGGGGAGAGCCAGGAGGCGUGGCUCAACUCUGGCCCCGCCCCCUCGGGGAUAUAAAUAAAGGCUGCACGUGCCGGGGCAAGUCAGAAGGAAUCGAGUCUUCCUCGAGUGAGAUUGUUUGGGGAAGGCAACAAGGCACUCCAGGCUCAUCAUCCACAAGCGUAGCCAUGAAGGCUGCUCGGAUCGCCCUACGGAACGCGGGCCCUUUGGCCACCACGAGCCAUGGCCUCCCUAGCAGCGGGAGGGCCACCCGGGAAGUGGAGCAUUUUGCUCGUUACUCGCCUUCGCCCCUGUCCAUCAAGCAGUUCCUGGAUUUCGGGUCAACUAAUGCUUGUGAAAGAACCUCUUUUUCAUUUCUUCGGCAUGAACUUCCUGUGCGGCUAGCAAAUAUUCUGAAAGAAAUUGACCUCCUUCCUAGUCCAUUGUUGAGCACUCCUUCAGUACAGUUAGUAAAAAGCUGGUAUGUCCAAAGCCUAAUGGAACUGGUGGAGUUCCAUGAUAAAAAAUCUGAUGACCACAAAGUUCUAUCAGAUUUUAUAGAUGCCAUUAUUAAAGUCAGAAACCGACAUCAUGAUGUGGUGCCCACAAUGGCCCAGGGAGUUCUAGAAUACAGAGAUUCAUCAAAGAUGGAUCCAUUCAUCAAUCAAAACAUUCAGUACUUCUUGGAUCGAUUUUACAUGAACCGGAUAUCCAUUCGAAUGCUAAUAAACCAACACACACUUAUUUUUGACAACAAUAAUAGUAUCGGUAAUCCAAGGCACAUUGGAUGCAUUGACCCAUGCUGUGAUGUUGUUGACCUGGUGCAUGAUGCUUUCCAAAGUGCCCAGAUGCUUUGUGACCAGUAUUACUUUGCUUCUCCAGAGUUAAAGCUCACUCAAGUGAAUGGAAAGACAGCUGGACAGCCUAUUCACAUAGUAUAUGUACCUUCUCAUCUCUUUCACAUGCUGUUUGAACUCUUCAAGAAUGCAAUGAGAGCAACAGUUGAACAUCAAGAAAGCAAGCCCUCCCUUGAUCCAGUAGAAGUGACUGUUGUACUUGGAAAGGAAGACCUGUCAAUUAAGAUAUCUGAUAGAGGAGGUGGUGUGCCAGUGAGGAAAAUUGAAAGCCUCUUCAGCUACACAUAUUCUACUGCACCAAAGCCUGUAAUGGAUAACAACAAUACAACUCCUUUGGCUGGUUUCGGAUAUGGCUUGCCAAUUUCUCGCCUGUAUGCUAAAUACUUUCAUGGAGACAUCAAUCUUUGUUCCAUUUCUGGCUAUGGGACAGAUGCUUUGAUUUACUUAAAGGCUCUUUCCACAGAAUCUAUAGAAAAGCUUCCUGUUUUCAACAAAUCAGCCUGCAAGCAUUAUCAAACUCCUAUAGAAGCAGAUGACUGGUGUGUUCCAAGUAAAGAACCAAAAAAUCUGUCACGACAGAGUGCAGCUGCAUGAAACCCGCAUUUGUGCAGGAUAUUGAAAGGGGAUCAGAAAUCAAUGUUUCAGACAGGACUAAAGAAACAAAUAACUUGAUAUUGCUCCAAUUCUGUACCAAGAUCUGCUCAAGAAGGAAGUAAUUAUACAGAAUGGGAGUGUACAGAGUGUACAUGUACUGUAUUUGUGUUCAAGAAUAUGUAAUGAAGCUUGAUACAUAAGGAGAAUCGAAUGAAUAGAUGGGUGUGCAGGUGAUUUUUUUCCUUUUGAACAUUAGACGAACACCCCGAAGUAUAGUCGUGUUUUCAGACUUAGGAGGUAGGACAGUGUGUUCAAAAUCUUUAUGUCAUGGUUGCACUCCAACACAAAAUAUUAACCUUCUUCAUAUAUUGUCAGUUAGUAUUUCAUUCUGAUGCGAAGGUGUAUAUCUGCAGCAACCAGUGGAGAGUCUGGUUGAAGUUUGCCCCCUCUACGUGUUAAGUAGCUGAAGAUUAUUAAAAGGUGAUAUUGUAGCAUGAUACUGAAAGUCACAUAUAUUCUCCUUUAUUCCAAAAAGUAACAAUUACUUGAAGAUUGUUCCAAAACUAGCAGUACUUGCAUAUAGUAAUUUUCAUUGCCUUUCUGGAUAUGGAAUUUUCCCCACACUCAUGGAGAAGGAUUUUAAAGUGAUAUCAAGGAGGUAUUUCAAAGUAGCAAUAUUACAGUAUGCUUGGUUCUUACACACGGUGAGGAACAGCAGUACAAAUACGUGAAUGAAGAUUAUGAGAGCAAGCAGUCUUUAAAUUGCAAGCAAUCUAUCCACAUGUAUAUAGGAUAGGCAUCUAUGGAAGUGGCAGGAUGGUCUCCCUUUUUAUGAAGAAAUGAUUGGGGAAAUAUUCCAUUCGAAAUGAUUUUCACUCCUGAGAGACUGGGAGUUUGGUAUGGGCCCAGCAAAUGACAAUCUAGGUCAGUCAGUCUGUUUUUUGUUUUUUUGUUUUUUGAAAAGGCAAUAAUAUGCUUAAGAAUUAAUCCUAGUUCAUUUUAAAAGGAUCACUGUGAAGAUUUAGUGUCUGUGGUCAGUUAUGGAAACUCCAUUGCUGUCACAUUUGCUGAUGCCCACUUUUGCUGUGUGCGUCGGGUUCAGUUAAAUAGGUAAUCCCAGCUAUGUGAGGCUAUUGUGUGCAGUUGGUACAGUGAACCAACAAAGGCUUUAACAGCUAACAUUGCUGGAUUUUGGGAUGUUUUUCUUCCCUCUGAAAAUGUUGUCCAGGUUUAGAAAAAAAUGCAGAUCUUUGUUUUGCAAAGUAUCUGUUUUUGUGCCUUAAUCAUGGAAAAAUUACUGUUUAUUUAGUGUGCCAAUUCCAAGUGCCUCUUCGGAUUGGCAGCUCUAUAUUAAGAGUUAAUGCUAUUAUUUUAGUGCAAUGUAUAAAUGCUUAAUGUAGUAUUUCAUACCACAGUGGCAUUGGUUAACAUUCAGAUCAACUGUGUAGAGUUGCAUAUGUCUUCAGACAGUGUGUUUUCAUAGCUGUGAUUGUGCUUAUGCACUUUGACCUUGUACAGCAGGUAAUGUAGGAUUUAACGGUUCAUUAUCUUAGGUAUUAAUCUGUUCUGUCAGGCUUUGCACUGUUACUAAAAAGAACCAAAGGAGCCAGCUUUUCUCAGUCACAGAUAAUGUUAAUCACCUACUGUUCAAUUAUUGUGCUGAAACAAACAUGAGCCUGGCUACACAUUUCUUUUUUUCUGCAAUGAAGCUUUUGGUGCUGCUUGGUGCCCCAUAUGUAAUGUCAAAGAGUACCUGGACAGCGUGUAGGACACUCAAAUGAAGUUUUUCUUUUAGAAGACUGCAAUAUCUCUGCUAUUAUGUGCCUUCUAGUUUCACGCACACUUGAAAUGUACUGUAAUGUUUUUAAUAAAACUAUUUUUUAAAAUA